GCCGUCCCUUCCCGGGACAGCCGACUUCCCCGUCCGUCGGAGCUCUGCCCGCAAAAUGCAGCGGGAACCCAGCCUUCCGGGGCUCUACGAGGCCGGGGCCCCCUAGACGCGGAAGCCGCCCCAGAAGCCCAACACGCCGCCCCUCGCCUGGCGCCUGCGGUGGCCGCUGCUUCCAACCCUCCUGGCAGGAACGGCCCCGCCUUGGGCUGGGAAUGCGCCUUCCCGCGCCGGCUGUCCAUGGAGGACGUGGCCUCGCUGAGCAACGCCUCUGCCGCGCCCGGCAAUGGAAGCGCGGGGAGCCGGGAGGUGACUGGGCCAUCGGCCCCUGCGGACCUCGAGGAGGAGGCGAGGUGGGGCUGGUCCAGGGCGGCCCUGGCUUCGCAGGCGCUGCUGCUGCUGGCCAUCUUCGCGCUUUCCGCUCUGGGCAACGGCGCCGUGGUGGUGAUCAUCGCCCGGCACCGGCAGCUCCGGACAGUCACCAACGCCUUCGUGCUGUCGCUGUCGCUCUCCCAGCUCCUGGGUGCCCUGCUGUGCCUGCCCUUGGCCUUGGCCAGCCUUCUCAGCGGGCGUCCGCACGGGGCAUGGCUCUUCGGACGCCGCCUGUGCUUGGCCAGCGCCACUCUCCAUGCUGGCUUGGGCAUCGCUGCCACCCUUACCAUGGCCCUCCUCUCCUUUGACCGCUAUUGUGCCAUUGUCCGCCAGCCACGGCAUAAAAUGGGCCGCCGGAGGGCUGCGCAGCUGCUGGCUGCCGUGUGGUUGGCCGCUCUGGGCUUCUCAGGGCCUUGGUACCUGCUGGCCCAGGAGGAGGAGGAAGAGGAGGAGCAGUCUGUUGGGCCAGGGCCCCCUGCUCCCUACCACUGUAUGUAUGUGCUGCCUUGGGGCUCUUCCCAUUUGGGUCCCCCUUACAGUGCGACCUUGAUUGUCCUCUGCUACCUGCUGCCUUUCGCCCUCAUGUGCUUCUGCCACUACAACAUCUGCCGGGCAGUGCGGCUGACCGAGAGCAGGGUGCGCCCACUCACCACCUAUGGGCACCUCCUGCGUUUCUAUGGCGAGAUGCGCACAGCCACCACCGUUCUGAUCAUGAUCGUCUCCAUCAUCUGCUGCUGGGGCCCUUAUUGUGUAUUGGGCCUGGCCGCUGCAACGGGACACUUCUCCUUUUCCCCCACCAUAGACACUGUGGCGAGCUGGAUGGCCUGGGCCAAUGGUGCCAUUAACCCCCUCAUCUAUGCCACCCGCAACCCCAACAUUUCUCUCCUACUUGGGCGCAACCGGGAAGGGGGCUAUCGGACUCAAAAAACUGUGGCCGCCUACUUGGCGGCUGCUCAAGGUCAUCGGCUGGAGAGCAAGAGCCGGGCAGAACGCUAUGCCAGCCAUGGGCGUGGCAGUGGGGGGACUGCUAGGAAUACUCUGACCUGCUCCAGUCCAGCCAGUGGUGGGGAAAUGGCCAUGUGGGCUUGUAAGAACCCAGCUGUGCUGUUCUGCCGUGAUGGGCAGCCUGGUUCAGGAUCUGAAAUCGGCCUGCCUCUGAAAUCGGGCAGUGCUGAUACUUGCCUUUGAAACAAAAUGGCUACAUGAAUUGGAAUUAGUUUGGUGGCAAGACCAGCGUUAAUCAAACUGACAUUACCCGAUGGCAAGAGUAAUGCAUCUCAGAAAAUCUGCAUGUGGAGCAAAGGGAUCAAAUUAACUCCUGGGUCUUCUGAACUUCAGAAUAUUUGCUUUUAAAUGGCUUGUUGGGUGAUUUGACUUUUGCUACUUAGGGUCUCCUUGAGAGCAAAAGUUAAAAGUUAUAGGCAAAGCAUGAAAUAAAAUGGGCAGGGUUUGAGCAUUUACUAGGCCGUGAUUUAACAAUGUGAUAUGGCUGUGUCCAUAAGACAUACUGAUUUGCACACUAGCCAAGCACAUCUUAACCUAGUAUGUUAUGUGAACUAGAAAACUGGAUUGAGAAAACCAUGGCUUAAUGUGCUGUGCAAACACAAUCUGGGGCCUGGGAGAAGUGUGGGACCCAGUCAACAAGUCUAGCGCUGAGCUAAAGGGUAAAUCAAGCAAUGGCCAUUCUAGAGAAGUUAGAGAUGUCUCAUUCCCAAAAUAACAAAAAAGAGGUGAAUCAUUGGGAAAGAUGAGCAUUGCAGGGAUCAGUGAUGUUGGAAAUUUUCCAAAUGACAGCUA
Candoia aspera is the source of this 2166-nucleotide messenger RNA. It is a transcript of the gene GPR135, whose product is annotated as G protein-coupled receptor 135. Gene Ontology annotation, molecular function: G protein-coupled receptor activity. Gene Ontology annotation, cellular component: endosome; plasma membrane. The coding region runs from base 238 to 1557 and encodes 439 amino acids. The transcript has a single exon. NCBI's taxonomy places the organism in Eukaryota, Metazoa, Chordata, Lepidosauria, Squamata, Candoiidae. Gene Ontology annotation, biological process: G protein-coupled receptor signaling pathway. The record is from RefSeq and is a predicted model, not a curated record.